This is a messenger RNA of Selaginella moellendorffii, 1852 nucleotides long. Its product is annotated as monogalactosyldiacylglycerol synthase, chloroplastic. Gene Ontology annotation, molecular function: hexosyltransferase activity. The coding region runs from base 63 to 1787 and encodes 574 amino acids. Gene Ontology annotation, biological process: glycolipid biosynthetic process. Lineage: Eukaryota; Viridiplantae; Streptophyta; Lycopodiopsida; Selaginellales; Selaginellaceae. The transcript is spliced from 7 exons. The record is from RefSeq and is a predicted model, not a curated record.
GGGUUCUAGGCGACGCCGGCCUUGGCGAGGUAUGUAAUGCGGCUCUCUGAUCGAUAGCAGCUAUGAAUCUCCUACGCAAGGAGAGAUCGCAGCGCUCUCUGCUGCGAAAUUCCGUGCCGGCCGCCCGGCCGCAGGGAUUCGAGUCGCUGGGAGCGUCUCUCUCGCUCGGCAACACCGCAAAUUUCACUUUCCUGGCCAGCAGCGGCGUCGGCAAGGAUGAAUCCAGCUCCAGGCCGGGUGUUCGGUGUGGCGGCAGGGAGGAAUCGCUCGAAAUAAGCUCCAGAUCGAGCGUCCGGGUCAGUGGCACGAAGAAAUCCGUCGAUGGCAGUGACAUUGGAAGAUUUGUGGCGGUUCUUAGCGUUAGCAAAUGGACGGGUGGCAUCAACAAGGAGCUCCAGCACAGAGUUUUGGAGAAGUUUAAUGGCUUGAUACGUCGGCAUUGUGACAGGUUGCCACUGGCUUGCGUCGUCCAGCCGGGGACAGGGAAUUGGGAUUGCGGUGGUACCAACGUCAAAGACAAUGCCUGUAGUGGAAUGGUCGCUCCAGACCCGCACAAGAGAGUUCUCAUCCUUAUGAGCGACACAGGCGGUGGUCAUCGUGCUUCUGCCGAAGCCAUCAAAGCUACGUUUGAGCUCGAGUACGGGGACGAAUAUAUUGUAAACAUCGUGGACUUGUGGAAAGAUCACACGCCUUGGCCGUUUAAUCAGGUUCCCAGGACUUACAACUUCCUGGUAAAGCACGAGACGCUCUGGAAGUUUACGUUUCAUGGGACCCGGCCGCGGCUUAUCCAUCAGACGAACUUCGCUGCAACUGGAAUAUUUAUUGCUCGGGAGGUGGCAAAAGGGAUUUUAAAACAUAAGCCGGAUGUUAUUGUCAGCGUGCACCCGCUUAUGCAGCACAUUCCUCUCCGGAUCUUGAAGACGAGAGGUUUACUCGACAGGAUUCCGUUCACCACGGUCAUCACAGACCUGAAUACCUGUCAUCCUACAUGGUUUCACAAGCUGACCACUGUGUGCUUCUGUCCUUCGAAAGAAGUUGCACAGAGAGCGCUUAAGGCUGGCUUGAAACAAUCUCAGAUAAGAGUGCAUGGCUUACCCGUUCGGCCUUCAUUUAGCAGGCCUACCCGUUCGAAGGAUGAGCUCCGGAGAGAACUAGGAAUGGAAGAAGAUCUCUCCGCCGUACUGCUGAUGGGGGGUGGCGAAGGGAUGGGUCCCGUUGAAGAGACCGCUCGAGCACUUGGUGACGCUUUGAAAUGUCCGCAUUCAGGCAAGCCCUUGGGCCAGCUGAUUGUGAUCUGCGGGCGAAACAAACGGCUCGCGAACAGGCUCAAGGCUGUGGAAUGGUCUAUACCUGUUCAGGUGAGCGUGUCUCAUUCAUUUGUCGUUUCAAACGUCAUUUGGUGGUCGCAGAUAAGAGGAUUCGAAACGAACAUGCAAGAGUGGAUGGGAGCUUGUGAUUGCAUCAUCACGAAAGCCGGCCCAGGGACAAUUGCAGAAGCUAUGAUUCGAGGUCUGCCUGUGAUAAUCAACGAUUACAUCGCGGGCCAGGAAGUUGGCAACGUUCCAUACGUGGUGGACAACGGCGUUGGCAAGUACUGCGAGAAUCCAAACGAGAUUGCGCUGACUGUGGCCGAGUGGUUCACAACCAAGAGAAAAGAGCUGGCUCAAAUGGCCGAGAACGCAUGGAAGCUUGCUCGUCCUGAUGCCGUGUUCAGAAUUGUGCAUGAUCUUGCCGAUCUUGCUCAUCAGAAGGGCCUUUUGACACAGCCUCAGGCGCUGGCUUUCUAGCGAGACUGAGAUUGAGCUGUGGGAAAUUUUCGAAAAUCGAAUUCAGGCGUCGAGGUAUCCUACUU